AUGCAGCCCCUAGUGUGCAAUCAUUCGUGGUGCUUACACCGCUCCUCCGAAAGAAUGUGGGGACCGUGCCACGCGAAGCUAAGAUAUUUCGGCUAG
Messenger RNA from Aspergillus niger, 96 nucleotides. RefSeq lists its product as uncharacterized. Bases 1 to 96 code for a protein of 31 amino acids. The record is from RefSeq and is a predicted model, not a curated record. Lineage: Eukaryota; Fungi; Ascomycota; Eurotiomycetes; Eurotiales; Aspergillaceae. The transcript is spliced from 2 exons.